This is a messenger RNA of Lodderomyces parapsilosis, 2274 nucleotides long. RefSeq names its product Fre9p (gene FRE9). Gene Ontology annotation, molecular function: ferric-chelate reductase activity. Gene Ontology annotation, cellular component: plasma membrane. The transcript has a single exon. Lineage: Eukaryota; Fungi; Ascomycota; Pichiomycetes; Serinales; Debaryomycetaceae. Bases 1 to 2274 code for a protein of 757 amino acids. Gene Ontology annotation, biological process: intracellular iron ion homeostasis; copper ion import; iron ion transport. The record is from RefSeq and is a predicted model, not a curated record.
AUGUAUGGACUUGCCUUAUACCUUUCCAUUGUGUUUGGAAUAUUGUUAUUCCCAUUCCUCAUACCCAUCAGAUCAAAGAAUGCCACUCAUCGAAUAUUGAAAAGAAUCCUUACCAUCACAUUUAUCUUAUCUUUACUAGCAGCAAUAGCACCCGAAACCGCAAGAAUAGGAGCUCCUUUCCACAAAUAUGGGCCAUCAAAAAUUGCAUUUUUUGGAUGUAACUAUCAAAUACAAUUGACUACAGCUCGCUUCUGUGAACUUAACUCAACUUUUGAAUGGUGUUACUGUAACAACUUCGAUGCGUUUGCCACCAUUGCUCAUUGUUAUCAAGAGGGCCAUCCAGAUCAAGUAAGGUCGUUGUUGGAAAUGUGUCAACAAUACAAUAGAGCAAUUACCCGUGACACAUUGGUCAAUGCUUAUGCCUAUUAUGAUAGUCAUGCAAAAUCGAUUCAGGAUAUUCCCAAUUUUCAGCCAAACACAAUUGUUGACUUCCCUGUAAAGUUGAACACAACGGAAACGUACCUUUUCAAGGAUGCUUACGACAAUUUUUUGGGGAAUUUUGACUUGUCCAUUGAUUAUGGAGCAUAUUUGGUUCUUUACUGGGUCGUUGUGUUUACCUUGGCUUCAGUUGGUAAUUGGUCAAAAAUUCAUUUUCAUGGGGUAAACAGAAAGUUGACUGAUCCUUUUUCUAACUGGUUUAGAAAGUUGAUCUCAUUACCUGCAACUGGUCGCAAGAGAAAGACCAACGAAAGACGAUUUGCUUUCGUGUUGGACCUUUUGGUCCCAACAAGAGCCGAAACAUUAAUAUUGACAACAUUUUUGGGCUUGUCUUUAUAUUUAUUGAACAAAAACAUUGGUUAUAUUGAAGGUGAUCCCUUAUUUCCUAGCAAGAAAUUGGCAUAUCUCAGGCAUUACGCAGUCCGGGCAAGCAUAUUAUCCAGCUCCAUGAUGCCCUUGCUCAUACUUUUUGGAGGCCGAAAUAAUUUUUUGCAAUGGGUUACUAGGUGGGAUUACUCGACAUUUAUCACAUUGCAUAGAUGGAUAUCAAGACUAGUUGUUGUGUUUAUCAUCAUACACUCAUUCAAUUACGGCGAGUAUAUGAGGAUUAGAGGGGCAGAGGUUCAGCCUUACAUUUAUUAUGGGGUCGCAGGUACCUAUGCCGGAAUUGUGAUCUUAAUUCAGGGACUAUUGGUUUUGCGAAGAAAGUGGUAUGAGGCGUUUUUAUUAAUUCAUAUUGUGUUUGCUGCUAUUUUCAUCUUUGGAGCUUGGAUUCAUGUCGAGCAAUUAUAUUGUGUAUGGUUCUACUAUGUAUCAGCUAUGAUCUGGGCUUUUGACCGAAUUAUCAGAGUUUGCCGGCUUUGGUCUUUUGGCUUUCCUGAAGCUAAAGUAUACCUUCUAGCAGAUGACACGUUGAAGAUAAGAGUACCAAAACCGCUUGAUUGGGAGGCGGUCCCUGGUGGACAUGCCUUCAUACACUUUUUGCGUCCAAGCUGUUUCUGGCAAUCGCAUCCGUUCACAUACACAGCUACGGAUGACGAAAUAGUGUUAUUCAUCAAAGUCAAGAAAGGUGUGACCCAGUCAAUGUCCAAUUACUUACAAACUCACAAGGACAAAUACACAAAGAUUCGUGUUGCCAUCGAAGGGUCGUACGGAGAACUGACACCAGCUGAUAAAUACAGUACUGCUGUGUUUGUAGCUGGAGGUAACGGGAUACCAGGUAUUUAUGCUGAAGCCAUGGACUUGAUGAAGCGAGAUUCAAAACAUAGAGUAAAGUUGGUGUGGGUAGUGAGGGAAUUUGCGUCCUUGUUUUGGUUUUAUGAGGAGUUGUUGCAGCUACGAGGCAAAGAUGUUGACACCACAAUUUAUGUCACGAGACCAAACAUUCCUAUAAAAGCGGAUGAUUUCUACCGACGGGUCAAGUCACUUGAGACUGAUGGCUUACUUGACAAUAAUGAGUUAACACCAUUAACUAAAGUCCCCAAAAGGGGGUUGGAAACAGGAGAUAAUUCAUACCUGCUCACACCAUCCGAUGAGGAGAUUGAGUUUGACCUGAAAAUUAAGCAAGAGUUGGCGCAUAUAUCGUUUGUUGAGUCUAGACCGGACAUUAACGAAAUUGUAGUAACAAGCAUAGAGGAAUCAAUGGGAUCGGUAUGCUUUGUUACAUGUGGGCACCCUGCUAUGGUUGAUGAUUUGAGAGCAUCUGUGGUAUGCCAUAUAAAUAAUCCAGAUCGUAAGCGGAUCGACUAUUUCGAGCAGUUACAAGUUUGGGCCUAA